CAGUGAGCUAGAAUGACAUUAAUUUUAGAAAUGUCACAUUAAAAAUUGUCGAAGAUGUAUUCUUCUGCUCUGAUUAUCUCCACAAUUUUUUUGUAAUUGUAGUAGUGCUAGGAUGCUGUAAUUUCAAGAUACUAUGGGCAUUACAAGUCAUAUCUGCGGUUCGGCAUUCUAUUUAUGUGUUUCAAUUCGUGCUUAAAGUAUAAUAAUGUAUUAUAAUCUAUAACUUACAUACACUAUUGAACAAUGGGUAACCAGAAUAGUUGUUGUUGUUACCGGAGUCCUUCGCCGAUCAGAAAAGAUAUCGUAAAACUUGAAGACUAUCUUCCUGAGGGAGAAGUUAGUUCUAACAAUAUUCAACACAUAAGCGAGAGAGAACCUGAUGAUGGAGAUAUUGAUCCUUCCCAGGACCCUAUUGCAGGUACUAUUUUUAUGGAAAGGUCUAAAGCAUCAAUUGAGAAUGGGAUAACACGAAAGCGUAGUCAACAUCAGAUAGCUGAGAAUAAAUUAAAAAAAAGCAGUUCCUGUUCCACUAUAUACUUAGAUGAUAGUACUGUGUCCCAGCCGAAUUUAAAAAACACAGUGAAAUGUGUUGCUUUGGCAAUAUAUUAUCACAUAAAAAAUAGAACCUCAGAACGUAGGUUGGAUAUAUUUGAUGAAAAACUGCAUCCUUUGAGUAAAGAGGGAGUAAGUGAUGACUAUGAUAAGUAUAAUCCUGAGCAUAAACAAAUUUACAAGUUUGUAAGGACUUUGUUUAAUGCAGCUCAGUUGACUGCAGAGUGUGCUAUUAUCACUUUAGUAUACCUAGAAAGGCUUCUUAUUUGUGCUGAGCUUGAUAUUGCUCCAUCUAACUGGAAAAGAAUAGUUCUUGGUGCAAUUUUACUUGCAAGUAAAGUCUGGGAUGAUCAGGCUGUUUGGAAUGUUGAUUAUUGCCAAAUAUUAAAGGAUAUCACUGUGGAAGAUAUGAAUGAACUAGAAAGACAAUUUUUAGAAAUGCUACAAUUUAAUAUUAAUGUUCCCUCAAGUGUAUACGCUAAAUAUUAUUUUGACUUGCGUACUCUUGCUGAGGCUAAUGAUUUAGCUUUCCCUAGUGAGCCCUUGAGCAAAGAAAGAGCACAAAAAUUGGAGGCCAUGUCAAGAGUAAUGGAGGACAAAAUAGCUGCAGAAUUGGUUAAGAAUGGUAUUAAAAAGUGGUCAAGUUUAGACAAUGUCAAUUCUGGUACUGGGAUAAGACGUAGUGUGGCCAUAUUAUCUUAAAUUAUUACUCAUGAGCCAAUGGAAUCCAGAUUAAAAUCUAAUGUACUGCAAUAUAAGAAUCUUCUGUAUUUAUAAUGUUUCACCAGUGUUGACAAUUUAUUUUAUUUGUGGAGUUGCCAAAUAUCAAGUUAGGAUAAAGUAAAUGUUUUUACUGGGUGAAGACAGGAUUAAUGAUUGUAGUAUAUUGAUUGUGCACAAAAACCAGGGAAUUGUAUGGGAGUAAUAAUAGUCAAUCUAUACAAUUUUUCAGUCAUGAUUUAAUAUUAUUGAUAGUUCUUAAAAUGAAAGACUUGCAAAAUGAGGUCCAAUAUUUUUUGUAUUAUAUGCAUAUUUGUUGUUUUGCUACUUAAUUUUUA
Pararge aegeria (speckled wood butterfly) is the source of this 1610-nucleotide messenger RNA. RefSeq names its product cyclin-Y-like protein 1 (gene CycY). Bases 244 to 1254 code for a protein of 336 amino acids. Gene Ontology annotation, molecular function: cyclin-dependent protein serine/threonine kinase activator activity; protein kinase binding. Lineage: Eukaryota; Metazoa; Arthropoda; Insecta; Lepidoptera; Nymphalidae. The transcript is spliced from 2 exons. Gene Ontology annotation, cellular component: plasma membrane. Gene Ontology annotation, biological process: regulation of cyclin-dependent protein serine/threonine kinase activity; regulation of canonical Wnt signaling pathway. The record is from RefSeq and is a predicted model, not a curated record.